Messenger RNA from Paramuricea clavata, 2459 nucleotides. Lineage: Eukaryota; Metazoa; Cnidaria; Anthozoa; Malacalcyonacea; Plexauridae. The record is from the annotation of a GenBank genome assembly.
AUGGCCAAUGUGGUUCCUAGAUUACAGAACCAUAAGUUUGCAUGUGGUGCUGCAUGGGUGUUCUUCAGCUUAGUCCCUGGCCUUCUUGUGUGGACUCAGUUGGGGGUUUACCCACCGGGGAAGGCCUAGCAAAAUUCGAAAUAUGUAAAUUAUGAAUUUCAGAAAGCAAACUUUCGAACUUUUAGUGCAUGUAUUUCCUUUUAUGAGUCAAAAUAUUUUCAUUCUUCAUCCCAAAGCCAUAAAUUAUCCAAAAAACAGCGAUUAUAUUGUGUAAACCAGACGGGCAAAAAUGGUUUAAAUCAGGGCAAAUUUGCAAAUUGUGCUAGGCCUCCCCCCCAUUGUUAAUAGCCUGAGAACAGGUGUGAGGCCUUGCCUUCAAAGUAUUGCAGAAGUGAAAGAAGGCCUUGGACUAGUUGGGUGUUCUUGUUUAAAUUCCAGGCAUCAUUGGGGCAUGCACCCUACUUUAGUAUUUACUCUGUCUAACGCCAGACGAUUUGACUCGUCAGUGGUAGAGCACUGGUGGUCAAUGGUUUAACAAGCCUAUCUGCCCACAUCUUGUUAACUCAUUAACGCCCAAUGCGCCCUGAGAUUGACAAGUGGGUAACAGACAAUGGGCCCGAAUGCGCCCUGGCAUGACACCUUAACUUGCGGGCAUGAUAUUUGAGCACGUGUUUAUCGGGUUGCCUAGCAACGGAUACGAAAAUAGAACGUGAAAUUCGAGCUUUUCAACGGUGUAUCAUGCAAGAAGAUCGGUCAGAAACUCGCAAAGUUUUUCAAGUUUAAAAUCUUAGUUUUCCAAAAAUAAUGAAUAAUGGCGACUCUGUUACAAAGAAAGAUUUUACAGCAAGUUUUAAAAGCAAGAAAAGAAGAGGUUUCUGAAUCAACUACAACGAAAAUUUGGCAUGAAAGGAAAGCGAAUGUAUUGACGUUUUGGGGCCAAGUUUUUCUGUGAACCAUGCGCGAGAUUUUCAGCCAAAAAGAUGAGGAUUUCUCCAAACUUUAUUAAAAAUAGAAGUCGGAAAUCACAAGAAAGAUGAACACGGAACACAAGUGAGCAGAUACGAUUUUUAAAAGGGUAUUUUUGAGUAGAAAUAUGCGAUCAAACACUCACAAAAUUCGACUGCAUUAAUGUUGGUUGAAUCUAGUUUAAAGUUAUCUUUUUAGACAAACUGUUUAUGCAAAUUUGGGCACAAUUUCGACUGUUUUCGUAACCCCAUUGUUGGUCUUCUUGUUCAAGUUGUUAUUUUAGCUAAAGUAUGUUUCAAACGACACCAGAUUAAAUUACUGUGUGCGUACGUGCCCUAUUUGGCAAGAAUACUUCAAGUAUUAAAUUACACUAAGUAAGUAGGGUACUCCAAAAUCACUGUUAUAUCUAUUUUCAUCAAUUUAGUCUUAAAAUGACAACUCAUUUCAGACAUAGUGUGGUUUGAAAUAAGUGUAUUGAAUUAAUGCGCUUGCUUGCCGCGUGCAAAUUCUCAAAAAGUCCGCAUUUGAGUUCUAAAGCUUUUAAAAUGCUUUUUGUAUUGGGUUUUAUAUCCCCAUAAAACUUUAAAUCGAUAAGGCAGAUAGUAAUGUUGAUCCAACCUCAUUUUCUAGUAACUACAUGUUGAAUCAGAAGGAAAAGUUAUCAAAAUUUGGUCACAACGGUUGUUUGCCGUUGUUGUCGCUUCUCUCUGAAAUGGCUUCCUUUGCGGGAAGCCAUGAAACUGAAGUCCCAACAAAAACAUAAUUUAGCCGUCCUUUCGGGCCCAUUGCUCACUUAUUUAUCAUGAAAUCGUUUCACUAGAACAUUUUUAAUGUCUAUGGGAAACUUUGUAAUUUUCUGAACUAAAAGUUUAUGGUUUUGAGGUGUUUAUUUUAUAAAAUAGCACACGCGACAAAAUGGCACUAAUGUGGUUUCUCAUGUCUGACAAACAACCAAAGAUGAAAAUCCUUAUUUCACCCUUUUAUAGCUAUGUUGAAUACCUGACUAUUGAGUCAGCUCGCAGUGCUCAGAAGAAGCAUUCUCAUUGGCUUAGAGGGUUUUAAUGAGUUUUGCAUGCAUUUUGAUCACAGUAUAGGGAUCACAGUAUAGGGAUCUUAUAUUUUGAUAUGCUAUGAACCGAUAGAGUUGUAGCAGUGGUAACAAUGGUAGCAAUAGUAGCAAUGGUAGCAAUGGUAGCAGUGGUAGCAGUGGUAGCAGUAGUAGCAGUGGUAGCAGUGGUAGCAGUGGUAGCAGUGGUAGCAGUGGUAGCAGUGGUAGCAGUGGUAGCAGUGGUAGCAAUGGUAGCAAUGGUAGCAGUAGUAGCAGUGGUAGCAGUGGUAGCAGUGGUAGCAGUGGUAGCAGUAGUAGCAGUGGUAGCAGUGGUAGCAGUGGUAGCAGUGGUAGCAGUAGUAGCAGUGGUAGCAGUGGUAGCAAUGGUAGCAAUGGUAGCAGUGGUAGCAAUGGUAGCAGUUGCACUGUAACACUUAACCGUUAA